CGCCAUGGAUAAGAGCCACACAGUGAAGCUCUUUGUGGGCAACCUGGCUCUGGACACCACCCAGGAGGAGCUGUCGGCCAUCUUCGAACCCUAUGGCCAGGUCGUCAGCUGCAGCGUGCUGCGGCAGUUCGCCUUCGUGCACCUGCAGGGCGAGGGGGCCGCUGAGCGAGCCAUCCGGGAGCUCAAUGGGCGGGAGUUUCGCGGUCGGAAUCUGGUGGUGGAAGAGUCGAGGGGACGGCCGUUGCACUCCACAAAAGUGUUUGUGGGCAACCUGAGUGGGAUGUGUACCACCGAAGACCUCAAGCAGCUGUUCCAAACUUUUGGGAAGGUUCUUGAGUGUGACAAAGUCAAAGGUAUGCAACUGUGGUUUAUUUCAAGGGACGGUGUUAAUGGCCUUUUUCUGAAGUGGUGUUCUAUGAACAAUUUCAGUGUUACUUUUUAUUAGAUAUUAACAGUAUAGGAUUCCUGCA
Austrofundulus limnaeus is the source of this 470-nucleotide messenger RNA. It is a transcript of the gene rbm14b, whose product is annotated as RNA binding motif protein 14b. The record is from RefSeq and is a predicted model, not a curated record. Gene Ontology annotation, cellular component: nucleus. Gene Ontology annotation, molecular function: mRNA binding. NCBI's taxonomy places the organism in Eukaryota, Metazoa, Chordata, Actinopteri, Cyprinodontiformes, Rivulidae.